Messenger RNA from Clonostachys solani, 1152 nucleotides. The record is from the annotation of a GenBank genome assembly. Lineage: Eukaryota; Fungi; Ascomycota; Sordariomycetes; Hypocreales; Bionectriaceae.
AUGUCUGCCUCCACGGAACGAAGUCGACUUCGCUUCGCUAGAACUAGCGCCGAGGACUCUGAUAUUCUGACUGUGAAGGAUCUGGCUGCGGUAGGUGCAAAGCGGGUGCCCCAGAUUUAUAAUGAAUACUUCAGCGGAGGAGCCGGAGAGGAGGCUACUGUCCGAGACAAUGUGGACGCUUUUGCUCGGUACAAGCUCAGACCACGAGUUCUCAAAGAUGUUGGCGAUGUGGAUGUGACGUGGAGUCUCUUCGGUAUCAAGACCGCCGGUCCUUUUGGUUUCUCUCCCUCUGCCGCACAUAAGCUGGCUCAUCCCGACGGCGAAGUAGCGACAUCCCGAGCCGCGGCGGCCAAUGGCAUUCCAAUGGCGCUCUCCUCCUACUCAUCGACGAGCCUCGAAGAUGUCAUUGCUCAAGGAAGCGGCAACCCCUACAUUAUGCAGAUGACCCUAUUUAAGGACUUGAGCGUUUCCGAAAUGAUCAUCAAACGCGCUGAAGGCACGCCAAACCCGGCUGGCUAUAAGGCGCUCUUCGUCAGUGUCGACCUCCCGAUCCUCGGAACGCGCUUACAAGAACACCGAAGCAAAUUCGAAUUCCCUCCACAUGUCACAUUCCCGAAUCUUCAAGACCCCAAAGGCGAACGCGAGGUGACUUUGGAUGACCUCGACUACAACCCCCGAAUCACAUGGGAAAAGGAAAUUGCUUGGCUGCGCGCGCGAACAGAGAUGCGAAUUUGGCUAAAAGGAAUCUACACCUCCGACGACGUUGAGCUCGCGAUCCGAUACAACUUGGACGGCGUCAUCAUUUCCAACCAUGGCGGCCGACAGCUCGAUGGCGUUCCUUCCACGCUCGAUGCCCUCCGAGAGUGUGCGGCUGUCGGGCGCGGCAGGAUUCCCAUCGGAUUCGAUGGCGGCAUCCGUCAUGGAAGUGACAUAUUCAAGGCGAUUGCAUUAGGGGCAGACUUUUGUUUCCUCGGCCGGGUCUGCGUAUGGGGCCUCGCGUACAAAGGAGAAGAGGGAGUUGACUUUGCGGUCAAGCUGUUGUUGAAGGAGCUCAAACAAACCAUGAUGCUCUGCGGGUGUCGUACAAUCAAGGACAUUAAAGCGAGCCAUCUAUCGGUUUUGCUCCCCAGUGGCGUACUUUCUAAGCUCUGA